This is a messenger RNA of Fusarium poae, 1269 nucleotides long. RefSeq lists its product as uncharacterized. The transcript is spliced from 2 exons. The record is from RefSeq and is a predicted model, not a curated record. Bases 1 to 1269 code for a protein of 422 amino acids. Lineage: Eukaryota; Fungi; Ascomycota; Sordariomycetes; Hypocreales; Nectriaceae. Gene Ontology annotation, molecular function: FAD binding.
AUGAGCAUGUCAACAAUUGCACCAAUCGCCAUCAUCGGCGGCGGCCCUUGUGGUCUAACCCUCGCCCGUCUACUCGAAACUGCAUCCAUCAACUAUAUCAUUUUCGAGCGCGACUCUUCACCAUCAUCAGCUGUAAAAAGUCAAGGUGGUACUCUCGAUAUUCAUCCGGCAACAGGUCAAGAAGCUCUUCGCCGCGCAGGUCUUUACAAUCAAUUCAAGUCUCUUGCUCGCUAUGAUGCCACAACAAUGACCUUGAUGGAUUCCCGAGGAGCGUUCCGGUCUAUUCUGGGAGAUGAUAUCGACGUCGAUGGAAGUGACAGGCCGGAGAUCGAUCGUCAGCAGUUGCGCCAGAUUUUACUCGAUUCCAUUCCCGCUGAACGUAUUCGUUGGGGCAAGAUAACAGAUGCUGUUGAGCGCAACGAAAACUCUAGUGGUAAAAGUGCCCACGAAUAUACUCUGAGAUUCCGCGAUGGAUCAACCGAAACUGGAUUUCGAGUGAUUGUCGGAGCAGAUGGUGCAUGGAGCAAAGUCCGAUCUCUAAUCACUGACGCCAAGCCUGAAUACUCUGGCAAGUCCUUUGUAGAAGGCCGAAUAUCUCUGGGCAACCCAGCAUACCAGCUAGCGGAACAAAUGGCCGGUAAAGGAACUGCAAUGGCCAUGAGUGCCAAAUCCACUCUUGCAGUACAACAAAUGUCUGAUUCAUCGUACCGAAUGUACAUGGGCUUACUAGGACCCGAAUCUUUGACGCUUCCUGGUGGCGAUGCCGACCCCGCCGACAUGGAAACAGCACGAAACACAAUGCUCGGCCAUGGAGGCUUUUUUGAGAAUUGGACAGAGGAAUUGAGAACUUUGAUCGGGGCCGCUGAAACACCAUGGCGUCCUUGGCCACUUUAUCGUCUCGACGAAACCCUCUUCUCUUCUGGACCCAACAGCCAACAUCGCUGGACGCGAGCUCCUGGAGUUAUUCUACUCGGCGAUGCAGCACAUCUAUCCACUCCAAAUGGCGAAGGCGUAAACCAAGCGAUGUAUGACUCUCUAGUACUAUUUGAUCAGAUUGUUAAAGAAGUUGGCGCCGUCCAAGAAGGACCCUACAACCAAGAGGCCGACGCUGAGGCUUUGGAGAGAGCGAUUGUUGCCUACGAGCAGGAGAUGAAGCCUCGCGCUUAUGAGCAUAUCCAGAGUAGUAUCGACAUGGAGACAUUGAUGUACAAUGAUGAUGGAGCGCAGCAGAUGAUAGCAGCUUUUGCUGAGGAGCAUGGUCCGAAGUAA